AGCUCGCAGAAAACGUUAGAACACCGGGAUGUGACUGCAGUGUAAACCUCUGACAGGCCGGAUAUAGACGAGAGAAAACAACGGGAGGGAGCUGGGAGAGGCGGAGGAGCAUACUACCUGCAGGUCAUGGCCCUGUGCCCCUGCCUGUGACUGGGAUGAGCAGUGUGUAUCUGUUUCCUCUCUGCACUUGGAGACACUCCUGGAACCUGGCCAAUGACAUGUGAUAUGUGAGAAAUACUUUUCACUUCUUCCGGGUAUGCAGAAGAUCUACAAUUAUACCAAUAUGCUAUAUUUUCAGAUUGCGAUCACAUAACCCACCUGCAGUGAUGACAUGUAUAAAUGCAGCUGAGCUGGGAUGAAACAGAUGACACUGCAGGAAUACUUGUACUGAGUUGGCUUUAUUAGGCAAAAAACAACAACAAAGUGCUUCUUUAAUGAAAGUUUAAAAUUCAUUUUAGCCAUAAGACUGCCCUCAGUUGCUAUCGGAAUCUAUAUUUUAGCUUUCUCAGGUGAUGAUAAAGAAAAGAAGGCAUCUUCUGCUCAGUCACAAUGAACCAGCAGCCAGUUGACAGCGAGUACCCACAGAGCGGUGUCUUGAAUUCUCAUGGGUCAUUGCUUGAUGUCCAUUCAAUUAAUAGUGCUGAGUUUGUGGCAAGACUUGAAUCAUAUGAGGGCUCAGGGAAAAAAAGCAUAUCGGAUGUCAGAAGAACGUUCUGCCUCUUUGUCACCUUUGACUUCCUGUUUGUAGCUUUGUUGUGGAUCAUAGAGCUAAAUGCACAUGUUAAUAUUCUAGAGGCCUUGCAGAAAGAAGUUUUACAUUAUGACUACUAUUAUUCGUUCUUUGACAUCUUUUUGUUAUCAUUCUUUCGAUUUAUCGUUCUAAUUGUUGCAUAUGCAAUAUGCAAACUGCACCACUGGGGGGCAGUAGCGGUGACCACAGCAACAACUUGUGCCUUUCUGAUAGUGAAAGUUAUUUUAUCUAAGCUUUUUUCCCAAGGUGCUUUUGGCUAUGUCCUUCCUAUCAUGUCCUUUAUCUUGUCCUGGAUAGAAGUCUGGUUUUUAGAUUUUAAAGUUUUACCGCAAGAAGCUGGAGAAGAAAAUCGACGCUUAGUGAUACAGAGUGUCUCUGAACGUGCGGCAUUACUACCACCAGGGCCAAGGUCAGAUGGACAAUUCUACUCACCCCCAGAGUCUCCUGCAGAUUCUGAUGAAGAUGUUGAAGGGAAACAAGACAGUGAAAAAUCUCUUAUUUAGUAACAAGACAUUUUAUUGAAUGGAAUCAUAUCAGAAGAAGUGAUGACAACAUGAAUUAAAGCCACCUAAAGCCUUUUAUUCGAAUACAGAUCAUGCUGUUCUAAUGGAUAGAUCCAGAAGGCUGCUACCACUGUUGAAGAUGCUGUGGGCAUAGGUUUAAGCCUACCUUAGCAGGAUGAGAAAAAUAUAGUACAUACUUUGUAUUACAGCAGAUACCAUAGGAACACCGGCCUUGUAAUACUAUAUCCUAGAAAGGAUGCAAAAUUGGACAAACUUACUCUCCUGGAGUCCACAGUAUCAAAUGUCAGUGCCUUUGUGCUCUCUGUAAUGCAGAGAAAAGUGCAAACUUGAAGAUGGGUUCUUCUGUAAGAUUUAAAGUGUGAAGAAGAUGUGGGAUUUUAUUACAAAAUCAGCUUGGUGUUAAAUUGCAAAAAAUAAGUCAUUUAAAGAAGUAAAUUGUUCGCCUAAUGUAUUUAACAAAUCCUGACAAGCCUUUUCUAAAGUGGCACACUGGUAAGUGAGAAGAAACGGAUUCAGUAUACAGAUCUCCCUACACAGGGCAGGAGUUAGGUGUGUACGGUUCUGUAAACUCGUCUUGCUCAAACUUUUUUUGUUAGCUGCUAUUGUAGAGAUUAAUGCAAUUUUUUUUUUUUUUUACCCUUGUGUGUUAUCCAUAUUGUACAUUUCUGAAUUGUUUUCUAUUUAUUGUCCUUACUAAUUACUUAUUGUCCUUACUAAUUACUAAUCAUUUUUCUUACAUACUAAGCACUUUACAAGUGCAAUAUGACCAUUGGAUGUCCAGUAUCCAUUGUUCUUGCAUUCUGCAGAUGAUUUUGUGAAUCCAUCAGGCUUCAAAUAAAUAAAAAAUGAAGAAGGCCCUUAACAUAGAUAAAAGUAUGUGCAGUUUAGCAACCAGUCAGAUUCUUUGUCUUUUAAGGGAUGCCAAUUUCAUAAUAAUUGCAACGUAUAUCUUUGCAUUAUUUAAUUAAUGAAACAGUGCAGUGAAAAUACUUCAAAGGGAAUCUGUAAGUGCAGUGUCUACCCUUAAAGGGGUACUCCGGCGCUUAGACAUCUUAUCCCCUAUCCAAAGGAUAUGGGAUAAGAUGCCUGAUCGCUGGGGACCCCCGUGAUCUUGCACGCCGCACCCAGUUAAAAUCAGUCCCCGGAGCGUGUUCGCUCCGGGUCUGAUUACUGUCGAUCACUGGGCCGGAGCGUUGUGACUCAAGGCUCCGCCCCGUGUGACGACAGCUGUCACGCCCCCUUCCCAUAGACUUCCGUUGAGGGGGCGGCGUGACGUCACGAGGGGGCGGCCUCGAACACGGAAGCCCGCACACAGCGUUCGGAGUAAUAAACUUCCGGAUGCUGCGAGGCAGGGCAGUGGAGAGCCCCUUGAAGGUGCUGUUCACAUCAUACAUUUUAAUUUAUGUGUAUAUCUCGGCUCCACACAGACAUGUUUAACGUAUCCAUAGCUUUCCUUUGCAAGGCGGAGACCAAAAAGAGUGUUCUUUUUACAUCCAUCUGUCUGACUGCUAAACGUUAGUUUACAGAGAAAAAGGUAUAAGGCUCGGUUUGCUGCAUAGCAUUUUUGCACGGCAAAUAUGCAGAGGUGACAUGUUGGCAAUAAGUCAAUAAAGAAUUAAUAAAACGCCAAACCUACUAUGGUUUUUUGGUUUGAUUUCUCCCUGCUUUUAAGCAUUUUGGGGAUACCUGGACUUUUCCCAAAACAGAGCAUAGUAGACAAUAUAAUUCCACUGAAUUUAGUAAAAAGUAUCUGUCAACGUAUACAUUUUAAACAUAGUUCCAUCAGUAUGGCAUUAGUUACAGACAUCCGCUAAACCAAAAUGUAUUGAAUUUUUCAUGGCAUAUCUAUUAAAGGAGAACUCCAGCCAAAAUUAACGUAUCUCCUAUCCACAGAAUUGGUUAUAAGUAGCUGCUCGCUGGGAGUCCAACUGCUGUCACCCCCGUGUUCUUCGGUACGGGACCUCAGCUCUCUCAGUGAGGAGCGCAUCUAAUCUACUUGUAGACGGCACAUGCUCCAUUCAUUUCAGUGGGAAUGCCGAUGAUGCCAGAGUGCUGUACUUGGGUCUCUUUGGCACUCAUAGGGUUUUGUUCACACUGCGUAAUUCCCAAUUGGAAUUAUGCGCUGUGAACAUUAGCAUCAGUUUAAAUGGGUCUUCCGCAAGACCCAUUCACACUGAGGAAUUUCAGCGGCGAACAAUUCCGCCGCUGAAAUUGUUCUGCGCAAAGAAAGAACAUGUUCAUUCUUUGCGUGGAAGUCUGCAAGCACUGCAUAGCUGUCAAUGGUGAUGGCGCAGUGCCGAGCGGACCGCCAAAGUAUUUUCGGCGGCGGCCGCCAGAUGCACUCUCUGCUUGCGGAAUUCUGCAAGCAAAGAUUCCGCAGUGUGAACAUACCCUUUUACAAAUGAAUGGAGAUCAUGGGGGUUCCCAGCGGUCAGAUGCUUGCAAUCAGCUACUAUAUGGAGCUUUCCCUGGAGAAUAUGCUAUGUAAAAUGGGAUAUGAACAUCACCUAACUAUUCAGAAUGUAUAUGGCACUACCAUAUAAAAAUUUUUUUUAGAUAAGAUAACCACAAAGUAAAGCUACAUUUUACUGGGUAUAUGAAUCAAAUGUAUGUACUUUAUAAAUGCACUUUAUGGGUACCUGACUUCAGACAAUAAUGGGAAAUGAUAUAAUGUUUCAUAGUAGUCAUAUAUCCGCUUUCCUCGGCUAUAACAUUACUUACGGUAGUUGUUUUUUUAACAAGUAAUUAAGAACUUUCAUGAAAAUAACAACUUUUGUUUUUAAUGCCAAUGUUU
This is a messenger RNA of Hyla sarda, 4069 nucleotides long. It is a transcript of the gene STARD3NL, whose product is annotated as STARD3 N-terminal like. The transcript has 11 exons. Bases 550 to 1254 code for a protein of 234 amino acids. The record is from RefSeq and is a predicted model, not a curated record. Lineage: Eukaryota; Metazoa; Chordata; Amphibia; Anura; Hylidae.